AGCGCUAGUCUGUACUGUAGUUUAGUUUUGUUGAGAAGAUAGGAUCAAGGAUAGAAGAAAAAAAAGAUAUAUUUUUGUUACAGUAAGAUUUUAUAAUUAUUUUGUACUAAAUUUCGAAAUGGACGUGCCAGAGAAUAAUAUAGAUAUGCCAGACAAUAAAACAACAGAGGAAAUUAUAAAUGAAAUAAACAGUGCUAUUGAGAAUCCUGCUAUGUUGAAGCUUAAGUUGCUGACUAUGUUUGAUGAAAAAAAUAGUAUGGAUAUACUUGGAAAUUGUCAGUUACGGAAGAGAGUUAUUAGAGAAGGAAAACCAAGUACAAGACCAGAGAGAGGUGAUUUAUGUGUAUUAAAUAUUACAGGCCAACUUGAAAGCGACAAGAUAGUAGAUGUUCAUAAGAACAAAGUAGUACAGUUAGGAGAUUUUGAAGUGAUAAUGGGCUUAGAUUUAGCACUUGCAUUAAUGGAUGUCGGUGAAAUUGCUCUGGUUUAUGUUCAUCCAAGAUUUGCUUAUGGAGAACAAGGAACAGAAGAUAUACCACCUAAUUCCAUUAUUACAUACAUAAUUGAAUUGAAAAAAAUUACAAGAGCACCUGAAAUAGAAACACUAAACUUAAAAAAAAGAAUGAACAUAGGGAUUAUUAAAUAUGAACGUGCAAUCUUUUGGCGUGACCAAAAGGAGUGGAUUUGUGCAGCUCACUGUUUUCGAAGAGCAUUAGAGUACUUGAAAACAAUCUUUCAUUCACUAUCAGGAUUAGUUGAUACAGAUCCAGGAAUUUCAGAUAUAGAAAUUAUGGUUGCGUUAGCUGAAUCUAAAGAUAUGCACGAAAAUGAUAUUGAUUUACCAAAACUAUUGCAUUUGUGUUGGAAGUGUUAUUAUGAAUUGUCAGAUGUACUAGUGCAAAUGCAAUCUUUUACUGCAGCUUUAGAAACUAUAAAAAAUGCUCAAAGGCUCCAACCAAUUUCAGUGCUAACAUUAUGUAGAAAAGCAUUAAUAUUGAAAGAAAUGGGUUGCUAUGAUGAGGCUUAUUCGGCAAUGCGUUACGCACAGAAUUUAGAUAUAAAAAAUGAUAAAUCUCAUUUUACAAUUUAUAUGAAGAACGAAAUGAACAUUAUAAAAGCUAGACUUGAUCAAGAUAAGAAAAAAGAAAAACAAUUAUAUCGUAAAAUGCUGGGUUUGAGUUAUAAAAAUAGUGAAAAAAAAGAUUUGGUCACUACUAGGCCACUAGAGAAUAAGAAAAAAAGUACUACUAAAAAAUGUGCUUGGACUAUGCUAUGGUGUCUGAUAGGAGGAACAUCUGUUGCUAUUAUUAGCAUAUUUAUACACAAAUAUACAGAUGUUCGUUUUAAAUAACCAAAAAAAAAAAAAAAAAAAA
Molecule: messenger RNA, 1373 nt
Organism: Pseudomyrmex gracilis
Lineage: Eukaryota; Metazoa; Arthropoda; Insecta; Hymenoptera; Formicidae
Product: peptidyl-prolyl cis-trans isomerase FKBP8
Exons: 4
Coding region: 119-1351 (410 amino acids)
Molecular function (GO): peptidyl-prolyl cis-trans isomerase activity; protein binding
Source: RefSeq, a predicted model, not a curated record